This is a messenger RNA of Myotis myotis, 853 nucleotides long. It is a transcript of the gene S100A3, whose product is annotated as S100 calcium binding protein A3. The transcript has 3 exons. Bases 151 to 486 code for a protein of 111 amino acids. The record is from RefSeq and is a predicted model, not a curated record. Gene Ontology annotation, cellular component: cytoplasm. Lineage: Eukaryota; Metazoa; Chordata; Mammalia; Chiroptera; Vespertilionidae. Gene Ontology annotation, molecular function: transition metal ion binding.
AGGGGAGGAGGCUUCCAGGGCCAAGGGCUGUAUGUCCUCGGGUGGAGCCAAGUGGGAUGAGUCCUUCCUGGGUGUCCAGGAGGCGAAUAGUUGAAGAGAAUCAGGAAGUCCGUAGGGAGUUCCUGUGGGGUUUGAUGAGAUGUUGGAGAAAUGAGACCUCUGUUGGGGGCACACAUGAGGAUGGCUCGGCCUCUGGAGCAGGCGGUGGCUGCCAUCGUGUGCACCUUCCAGGAAUAUGCGGGGCGCUGCGGGGACAAGCACAAGCUCUGCCAGGCAGAGCUCAAGGAGCUGCUGCAGAAGGAGCUGCCCACCUGGUUGCCGACGGAGUUGCGGGAGUGUGACUACAAUAAGUUCAUGAGUCUUCUGGACACCAACAAGGAUUGCGAGGUGGACUUUGUGGAGUAUGUGCGCUCCCUUGCCUGCCUCUGCACCUACUGCCAUGACUACUUCAAGGAUUGUCCCCCGGAGCCCCCCUGCUCCCAGUAGCCUCGGCUCCAGCGCUGCCCCCACAGGUCUGCUCUGAUCUGCUCCAUCUCUGCGCUGAGGUGGCCCUGGGCAUGACCCCCACACACUCCUCCCCUCUCCUCUGCACCCUCUCCAUCAGGAGACCCCUAGCGUUGCCCCUGAUAGCUUAACCCAUUUUGCUCACGGUGGGGGGCACAUGAAGGGACCUGUUCCCAGGACCACAGCGGGUGGAUGCAAGAGCAGCCAUCCGCUGCCUCCCCACAGAGGCCCCAGAUGGGUGGAGGUGGGGAUCUGCUCUGAGGCUGCCCAGGCCCGGCAGAGUGUGCAUGAAUGAAACCACAACAGGAACAGGCCUGCUUAACUCCUAAUAAAGAACUGGUGUCGCUUG